AUGACCAGCCGGGCGCCCCCCGCGGAACCCUUCGCUCGCGAUUUAGAGAUUGUAUGUCUGGAGAGUGCAAUCCUCGGCUCGCUGGUGAGCUCGGCGCUGGGCCCGCCUCCGCAAAUACCGCGCGGCCCUGCUUCGCGGGCACCCCAUGCGCGGGUUGCGGCUACGCGACUUCGCACCCGCUCGCCUCAGUUGGAAGGCCGCUAUCGCAUGUUCUACACUUAA
This is a messenger RNA of Phytophthora infestans T30-4, 222 nucleotides long. RefSeq lists its product as uncharacterized. Lineage: Eukaryota; Oomycota; Peronosporomycetes; Peronosporales; Peronosporaceae. The record is from RefSeq and is a predicted model, not a curated record. The coding region runs from base 1 to 222 and encodes 73 amino acids. The transcript has a single exon.